AUGAACACUCGGAUCAAAGAUAUAUUUCAAUUUAGCAAACAAAGAGACUUAAGGACUAAUGAUAGACGACUGGCCUUACAAAGACAGCACAAGUGUCUGGAGCGCACACAUAGUAAUCCAGUUCCCAAUGAUCAUCGGCCCAAAAAGUGUGAAUUUAGGAGGACAUCAUCUGAAGGAAACCGGAUUACUGUACCAACGAUUAGCAUAACUGGUCCGCGAUUUGAAAGCUGUACCGACUCGGAGAGCAGUUCCUCCCGUUUCGGUGUCUUAGACGACGAUGUUUUCUGUUGUGCUAUCAAUACGAAAGACCGUUCGGCUAAUUAUCUCGAAAAAAAUCUAUUGAAUACAACUCUACUGAAAGAGACGUUCAAUAAUCAACAGUCAGAGCUCCAGCACAUCAACAAUCAGACUACCAGUCCAUUAGAGUCGCACGAUAUGAGACGGCUAUUGAAGAUUAAGAUUGAAAAGUGUAUUAUCUGUGAACAGGCCGUCUAUUUUUGGGGAAUUCAAUGCCUUAAAUGUGGUCUUGUAGGUCACCGAAAGUGUAUGCGAUGUCUGGUCAUCCGGUGUCCACCUAAAGGUAGUCUACCGACUAAAGUGCCGUUGUUUGGCAUCAAUCUGGACGAGUGUGUGGGUGUACCACAAGUAAUGCAUACCUGUAUUAGUGAACUGGAGAGACGGCCGUUCAGUAAAUUAAAAGGCAUUUACCGAUCAAAUGGUAACAGCAGUCGUGUGGCACAGAUAUGCGCCAGUUUUCAGUGCGGACCACAGCUUAUUGAUCUCAGAUAUAGUAGUUAUAACGACAUCACAGAUGUGCUCAAAAUUUAUUUGAAUAAACUGCCAAAACCACUGGUGCCCCCGGAGCUACAGUUAGAGCUAAUACGUAUAGCCAAGGAGUGGCCCCAAAGGAAGGUUCCCUAUACUAAGUCCGGUGUCAUAAUCAUAAUAUUUGAAUUGAGAGAAGUGGUCAACCAAUUGCCGUCAAACCAUUUCAUUGUCUUAUCAUAUUUGAUGCAUCACUUGAAGAGAUUAACAUUGCAUAAGAGGGAAGUGGAGAUCAACGAGUCGACACUUGCCGUACAGUUUAUAUCAGUCGGAGUCGUCAAACAUAGACACGACGUUUACUUCGGUACAGAAGAUCCGGUCGAUGGAGUUAAUGAUCACAAACGCUACCGAAGUGUUUGGUCCGCAGCCGAGCGUCAGAUUGCAAUUGUCGGGAAAAUUUAG
Molecule: messenger RNA, 1227 nt
Organism: Oppia nitens
Lineage: Eukaryota; Metazoa; Arthropoda; Arachnida; Sarcoptiformes; Oppiidae
Product: rho GTPase-activating protein 45-like
Exons: 5
Coding region: 1-1227 (408 amino acids)
Biological process (GO): activation of GTPase activity; signal transduction
Molecular function (GO): GTPase activator activity
Source: RefSeq, a predicted model, not a curated record